AUGAAUCCCAUGAUUCCUUCUCCGCACGCUCUGCAGCCCUCGGCGCUGGCAAAACUCUCACUGCGCGACAAGCUGCUCCUCGCACAGGCCGUGCACGAGAUCGGCACAUCUCCACCGGACUGGGGUCGCGUGUCCGCCCUUUUGCUCGCACAUCCGCUCAUCCGUCAACAGUCUCGUCUCGAGCAAGCUGCCAAUGCCGGCCUCACGCUCGGUCGCAUCUUUGGCACCCGCGAAUGCGAGCGUGCGUGGAUCGCCCUCAUGCGCCAACGUGGGCUCGUGCUGGGCAAAGACGAGGUCGCUCCAGAACCGGUGACACCCACCACACCAAAAACGAAAGAAGCGCGUGGGCUGCAACCCAGAACAGACCGCCGCUCGCAGCUCGCACUCGCCCAGCUGCUAUACGCAGAACGUAUGGAGGAGCUCAAGGAACAGAUCAAGGAGAAGGAGGAGCAGUUCAAGAGCUUGGUCAAGGAGAUCGACGAGAUCAAGUCUGGCAAAGCGGAUGCACGGCUUGAAAUGGAGCUGCGCAUCGAGAUGGAAAACCUGGCAAACGGGCCACCACUUCCACCCUCUACGCCGGUCAGUGCGGCAGCGUCUGUGGCCGGACCGACGACACCCGCUUCCACCGCCUCGACCACGCCCAAGAGCGCCAAGGCAAAAGGACGCGCACGAGACGAAAGCUCGGCAACCGCGCCUGCAGCGGAUGUGUCCUUGGUGUCACCCGCUCGUUCCGACGUCACUGGCACCAGCUCUGCGCCCAACAGCGCAAGCAAGAAAGCCGCUGAUUCGGCCAAGACCAGAAAGCCCGACGAUAGGCGAGCAAGCUUCGAGGAUUCCCCCACCAAGCUCGUCCCUGGACCCACAGCUUUGCCUACCACGCCGUCAAUAACGCUCCCGCGACCAUCGACGGAAGCGGCAGCAACAACAACUUCAGGCGCAACUCCGGCUGCAAAUGCGACGAAUGGAGAAGCAAGCACGGGUGUCAGCACAACAGACAAACCGGCUGAGGCCAUGACGACGGAAGAAGCAGAAAAGGCGGUAGCAAGCGCCGCGACCGAAGCGGCAGUUAAGGUGUUGCAAGAUGAGACGGCAGCGAGCAAGAUUCUUCAGGCCGAGGUGGACAAGGCAGCCGAACAGCUGGUGGAGACCGAGACGAAUAUGGAGCUCUCGGCGCAGGCUGAGGGCAAUUCGAGUUCCAAGGAGCCGCUGCCACCAACUUCAACAGAAGCCUCAACAGCAGCAACCGUCGGUCAGGAGAAAGCCCAGGCAACACAACCAACGGUACAACCGAACGAAGCACCAGCAGCCGAUGUGGUGGUCAAAGAGAAAGAGCCUGCGCCAGCCACAUCGACUUCGCAGGAGGGGGCGGCCACUAAGGCGGCUGAUGCUUCUGCUGCGCCGGGCACUGACUCGGAUGCUACUGCGAAGACCGACGCCGCUGCGAGCACUAAGCGCAAACGCGAUGCAUCAGACGCAGAGCCGAAAGACGAGCCAUCAGCUAGCGCGGCUACAGCAGCGCAGGCAAAGGCAGCAGCAGUCCAGUCCGAGACUGCAUCGCCCACCAAGAAAGCACGCACAGUCGAGGUGGAAAAGGUGCCCUCGUCCGACGUCGAGAUGGACAGUGAGGAUGAAGCCGAGGCAGCGGUGGGCGUGGACGAUGCUCAGGAGAAGAAGGAGGACGAUGCGAUUGCUGACGAGGCAGGCAAGCAGGCUGUUUCGACGCAAGAGUCUGCAGCUGAGGUGAUUGAUAAGAAAGCGAAAGAGGCGGCCAAAGAGAAGGAGACGGCGAUGGAGGUAGAUAGUGACGACAGCAGCGAUAGUGAUAGUGAUAGCGAAAGCGAGGAAGAGGCAGAGGACCAGGUCAAACCGGUCGCGUCGCCCCGCAAGCGGUCUCCUGUCAAGGACGAAGAGGCGACGCCUGACGCGGCUUCCAAGGACGCCGUCACUGACAGCGACAAGGCCGAAGCUGAAGCGGAGAGCGAAGAGUCCACUGCCUCACCCGUCAAAGAAGGCGCAGAUGCUCAGAAGGACACCGAUGCCGAUGAAGAGCAGGAAGACGAAGACAAGCAAGCCGAAGCCGCCGCCGCCGCCGACUCGGACGCUGCAUCAGACGACGAAGACCGCAAACCUUCGCGCGCCACUUCGCGCAGCACCCCGCUCCGCCAUCGCUACUCGUCCUCCACCUCGUCCCACCCCGCCAAACCCACACCGCCGCCGACCACGUCGGAACGCGAAAAAGCCGCGGCGAAACGCAAGACGGCCCAAGUGCUCUCGAUGCUGCUCACCGAAGUCUCGAACCACACGCACGGCAACCUCUUCCACGCUCCCAUCAAGGAGCAGGACGCCCCGGACUACUACCUGCUCAUCAAGCAGCCGCUCGACAUCAAGACGAUCAAGGCGCGCAUCAAGGAGGGCAGCAUCUCGAGUGCCAAGCAGCUGCGGAAGGCCUUGACGCUCAUUUUUGCCAACAGUCUGAUCUACAACCGGCCGGGGACCGAGGUGCACCGGAUGGCGAGCGAGAUGUUUGCAGCUAGCGAGGAGAUCUUCCGCCGGUUCGAGGGUACGCAGAGGUUUUGA
Molecule: messenger RNA, 2577 nt
Organism: Sporisorium graminicola
Lineage: Eukaryota; Fungi; Basidiomycota; Ustilaginomycetes; Ustilaginales; Ustilaginaceae
Exons: 1
Coding region: 1-2577 (858 amino acids)
Cellular component (GO): NuA4 histone acetyltransferase complex
Molecular function (GO): protein binding
Source: RefSeq, a predicted model, not a curated record